AUGUCGAGUUGUACUAUAUGUUCCAGAGGAGUCUCACUUUUAAGAACUCUGCAGACUCUCAUAAGAGAGCUGGAGCAAGUACGGCGGUUUUGGCCGCUGUUUCCGAAGGGGGUCCUUAUCGAUAAGGAAUCCUAG
Sclerotinia sclerotiorum 1980 UF-70 is the source of this 135-nucleotide messenger RNA. RefSeq lists its product with no specific name. The coding region runs from base 1 to 135 and encodes 44 amino acids. The record is from RefSeq and is a predicted model, not a curated record. NCBI's taxonomy places the organism in Eukaryota, Fungi, Ascomycota, Leotiomycetes, Helotiales, Sclerotiniaceae. The transcript has 3 exons.